GAUGGCUGUGCGCUCGCUGCGUCCACUGUUGGCAGCCUUGCUGGUUGUCAUGGCGACGGCAGGUGUUCCGAAACAAGGCAGGCGGAGCCCAUUGGACGGGGCGAGAAUCGUGAACGGGGCGCCCGCAUUCCUCGGGCAGUUGCCGCACCAGGCGCUCGUCCUGGGGGACGGAGUGGUGCUGUGUGGCGGCUCGCUCGUCUCCGAGCACUCGGUCCUCACCGCCGCACACUGCACCGUGAACUUCAAAAAGUACCAUAUACGCCUGGGAGCCAUCCACAUGAUGGAGCACGAUGAUACCAUGUGGACCACCGAAGCCAUCUGGGCCAGGGCACAUCCAGAAUUCAACGCGUUUGGGAAAUCAGUCAAUGAUGUGGCUGUUAUCUUCCUGCCUGAGGAUGCUCCUUUGAGCAGUUACAUCAGUCUGGUGGAGUUACCUUCUUUUUCUGACCUACACAACACCUUCGAGGGACAACGAGCUCUGGUCAGCGGCUGGGGUCUGGAUGCCGACUGUAAGUCCACCGACAAAUUCACUUUGCUACACCUGUGA
Molecule: messenger RNA, 547 nt
Organism: Schistocerca gregaria
Lineage: Eukaryota; Metazoa; Arthropoda; Insecta; Orthoptera; Acrididae
Product: chymotrypsin-like
Exons: 4
Coding region: 2-547 (181 amino acids)
Biological process (GO): proteolysis
Molecular function (GO): serine-type endopeptidase activity
Source: RefSeq, a predicted model, not a curated record